AUCGACAAAUUAUUAUAUUUGUUUUUGUUUUCAAUUUCAAACUAUUAUUUCAGUUUUAAUUAAAAAUACAUUAAAUACAUAAAUUUAUCAUUUUUUAGUUUUAAUUCGAAUUAGUUACAUAAUAAGUAGUUUUAAUAAAUGUCAUGAAUAGUAAUUCAUACUUUUCUUGAAGAUAGAAGUCUUGUUCGAAGUGUUCAAAUAAUGUUAUUACUUCGGCGACUUUUUCAUUUAUCAGCUACUGUUAAUUCAGCUAAAAGACAAGGAAUUAAGUUAUGUAAACUUAUUGAACCCAGAAAUAAAAAACGAUGGUACCCUACUCAAUCUAUGGACACUGAUAUAUUGCCAAGCAUUAAAAGUUUAACAAAGGUGCAGCAUGAACCUGGCAAACGAGGGGUCCGUCGAGUAGCAAUGUUAAAUAAGUUGUUUAUGAAACAAAUCACUGAUAUCAUGUCUACUGGCACUGUGGCCAUGGAUAUAGUUGGACGGGGAAUUGAAAUAUCUAAAGUCCAAGUCACGCCUAACAUGCAAACAGUAAAUGUGUUCUGGGUAUGUAAAGGCAACUCUUCGGAUGAGGAUACAGAAGCAGCGCUCAAUAAAGUAGCAGGAGGCCUGAGACAUGAAUUGUCUACUCUCAGGGUCAUGGGGGAAGUGCCUUACAUUACUUUUGUCAAAGAUAAACACGAGUCGCACGUGGCGGACCUGGACCGACGUUUGGCGGAGGCCGACUACGGCGAAGACUACACCCCCACCGAUGUCGGACACCUCAUCAAGUCAGAGUUCACGCUUGACACCAAACUGUCUCCGGAGAUGAAGGCAAAAAUAAAACAAUUAGAAGAAGAAGUGCCGAUCGUAGAUGAGCCUAUACCAGAGAUGACUCAAAACAUCUAUGGGCUGGAUCACGCCAAGAUCUUGAACCGGCUGCUAGCGGCCCGGAAGAGAAGCAAGGAGGCCUGGGUCACCCUGGAAGAGAGCCCUGUGGUGUCCUACAGGACUCCGGAAGAGAAAUCGUCUGCACCCGACGUGACUGAGCAGAGGAAGCAGUUGGCAGACUUUUUGCAGAAGAGACGGAUCAUGCAAAACAAAUUAAAUAAACAACUGCGCGACACUCGCUCGGUUUUGGAACCGAUUGACGACGACGAUGACUACGAGAAUGCUUACGAUGAAGACGACGAGGAAUAUUACGAAGAAGAGGAAGAGUAUGAAGAUUAUGAGGACACGAUCCGGUUUCAACCGGAUACAAGCGGUUUGAACUCGCGCGAUAGGACCACGGUGCAAUGAUGUUGUAGAAGUUAGUAAACGAUUUUGUUUGUU
This is a messenger RNA of Plodia interpunctella (Indianmeal moth), 1311 nucleotides long. RefSeq lists its product as uncharacterized. Gene Ontology annotation, biological process: rRNA processing. The record is from RefSeq and is a predicted model, not a curated record. NCBI's taxonomy places the organism in Eukaryota, Metazoa, Arthropoda, Insecta, Lepidoptera, Pyralidae. The transcript has 6 exons. Bases 202 to 1278 code for a protein of 358 amino acids.